AAGAAUCAUCGACUCAGUAAUAAUUUCUGUUAAGCCAGUGAAGGAUGUUCUACCGUAACGAUGACUUAGGUUGAUGUUAAACGAAGUUGAGUAUCAUCUAACAGGGUGGGCACUCUCUCUCUCUGACGAGUCACUAGUCUAAAGCUUGCUCUAGCUACACCCUAUAACGAAAAUAAAAAAAAUUGAAAAUCUAUCAAGCAAGUGAAACAAAUUAUUUGUUUAAGGCGGAGGAUGUCGAAAACAUUUUGCAAAACAUUUAUAUUGAAAUAUUUUAGCCGCAAUAUGCUGUGUUGGAGCCAUGCGUGGAAAAAAGGGUCGAAUGAUGGGCUGAUCGUACGAAGAAACAGUGCAAAUCCUGAUCAAGUCGCAAUAUGCAAAGAAAUUGCUCUUGUCAUUUCAAAAUAGAUGAAUUUUAUUAAUUCGAACCCAAAGAAUGCUGAAGUCAUCCAUUUUAAUUUCAUACUAAUCAUUGAGUCUAAUUGAAACCACAAUUGCAGUUUUAGUACACCCAUAUCAAGCAGCGAAACUAACACCUUCUUGGUUCUUUAUUGAAAUCAUGCCGAGUUCUCAUGAGGAUAUUUUUGGGUAUACUAAAAGCAAAAUUAUUUUAAAUGCAGCUGAAGAGUUGGAACUGCUGCUGUCGGAAGGGCUAUUUCCUAGGCUGCAUCUGUUAUGGAGAAAAUUUUCCAAGAUCUAACAAAGAACUAGAGAGUGAAAAAGCUCGUGAGGAUGCUUUUACUUGGCAAGUUAAAUUAGAAAGACGUCUCCACUAUAACUUUCCCCUCAUACCAAUCUUACAAGAGGUAUUGGUAUGUCAGGCUGACCACGCAUUACCCAUAGCUACUGGCAUCGUACGUGCGUGCACAAGAUUAAACCAUUUCAAUUGCUGCAAAAGUAAACAUUUCAAAAUCGUCCAAAUGGCUUCGUCAGUGUUCCUCACUAUCAACAUUGUUAUUCUUGGAAUUCUCACUAUUUUCAGUACAGCUAACGCAAAACCGCCAUCUAGAAUUCUUCGUGGUUCCGAUGCUUUUCCGGGAGAAUUCCCCUACAUAGUUUCUUUGAGAAGAUGGAAUAUACACGUCUGUGGAGGUGCUCUUAUCAGUCGUCGACAUGUCUUGACAGCUGCUCAUUGCUUCAUUGGAAGAGUUGAUCCUCCUUAUACCGAAGAGUUAGUUAUCAUUACUGGAGCAUCGACAAACCGAGCCAUUGGUCAAGUUCAACAAGUGAAAAAAGUCACUCCUCACAAUGACUUUGAACGUGGAUCUACAAGCAGAUGGCGUCAUGAUAUCGCUAUUGUUACGUUGGAAAAUGAAAUAGUUGAAAGCAAUUUGCAAAAACCUAUAGCUCUACCAACUGAAGAUACUCCUGGAAAUGUUUCUGCUGAUUUAUGUGGAUGGGGAGUAACAUUACAGAAUGGUGAAGAAUCAGAAAGUUUGAAAAAAACAAAAGUCAAUAUUCUUACUAACAAUGAAUGUAAUGAGAGAGAUACGAGAAUUUUAGAAACCCAGAUGUGUGGUUUCAAUGGACGACAAACUGGAUUCUGCAAUGGUGAUAGCGGCAGUCCUUUAGUUUAUAAUGACCAAGUGGUAGGAAUCGUUUCAUUUUCUAUUUCAUGUGGCUUAGGAUAUCCUGACACUUACACAAGAGUUUACAAAUAUUUGGAUUUUAUUGGAAAUGCUACCAAAGAUUAACUCACUAGGAAGAAGCUUCUUUCAAAUCUAAGUCUCACAUAAACUCUAUAGAUUAUUUACAAUUUAUAAAAAUCAUAGUAAAUAAAUGUUGUAUAUUUUAUAUACUUUGAAAAUCAACUUUAU
Messenger RNA from Chelonus insularis, 1814 nucleotides. Its product is annotated as chymotrypsin-2-like. The transcript has 8 exons. The record is from RefSeq and is a predicted model, not a curated record. The coding region runs from base 612 to 1691 and encodes 359 amino acids. Lineage: Eukaryota; Metazoa; Arthropoda; Insecta; Hymenoptera; Braconidae. Gene Ontology annotation, molecular function: serine-type endopeptidase activity. Gene Ontology annotation, biological process: proteolysis.